AAGGAAGGAAAGCACUAUCUCUGUCUCUCUCUCUCUCUUUACCGAGCGAAACGUGUAUCUUUGAGCACUGAAACCUAAACUCACCCAACCAACUCUCUUCCCAAAUCCGAAUCUCUGUGUUCUUUGUAUCUUCUCCACUUUCGCCAUGCCUACUUUCAAUCUCUAGUUGGGGUAAGUCUCUUCCUUUCUCUGUUUGGAUUUGUAUAAAUAAUGAUCCAAUGGAUUCGUUUUUGGCGUUAUUGUUUAAUGGUAGUUUCUCAAGUUUUUCUGUCGAACGAACUCUAUGUUCUCUAGUUAUCUACUAUAAUGGCUCCGAUUCCAACUUCACAUCUUUAUUACAUAUUUGUUUUGUCAGGGGGUUUAAUUAAGGAUAUAAUGUCCUUCACUACUGCAUAAAGUCCUUGAGAUUUUGUCUUUUAAGAAUUAUAAGGUUAACUUUUCUGUGAUUUCUGCAAGAGACAGAACUCUUCUAGUUAAAAUGAUUGAAGUUGAUGAUGUUGUUUUCUGUUAGGAUGAGCUAUGUAACUGAUUCUGGGAGUUUAGGAGUUCAUUUGUGUGUGUGUUUUGUUUGGAAUGAACUGAUAGAUAAUGUUCAUGGACCUGAUCCUACUCAAUAUGACAUCAUUUCUCUGUCUUUUACUUUCAUGUUCCAUGUUUGCUAUCUGGCUAUUUGACCACAUACUGAUUUGAUUUCUGAGUGAAGUAUAAUUAAGAAUUCAAUUACAAAACUCUCUGUUGCUUCAUUGUUAGUGUAUGUCUCUAAUAUUAGCAAUGCUUUUAUGUGGCAGCAUUAAUUGGUUCUUCUUACUAUAUAACUAAAUGAUUGGCUAUGUGCAGGAUUGAAAAAGAAGAUGGAUCAAUCUUUUAUUUUGAUUUUCCAUUAGCCUUGUUCAAUUUUUUUGUUGAUUCUAUAUAUAUAAGUUUAAAAUAUCUCAAAUGGAUGAUGGUGGACAUCGUGACAAUGGUCGGCAUAAAGCACCUCAGGGCCAGUGGAUGAUGCAGCAUCAACCAUCGAUGAAACAAGUCAUGUCAAUAAUAGCAGAGCGUGAUGCAGCGAUCCAGGAGAGAAACCUAGCUAUAUCAGAGAGAAAAUCAGCGGUAGCUGAAAGGGACAUGGCGUUCCUCCAGCGAGACACUGCCAUCGCCGAGCGCAACAACGCCAUAAUGGAGAGAGACAGCGCUCUUUCAGCUCUACAGUACCGUGAGAACUCCAUGUCUACUACUACUCCUGCAGUUUCCAAUAUGGCGGCGGCAUGUCCACCGGGAUGUCAAAUGCCACGUGGUGUGAAGCACAUUCAUCAUCCACAAAUUCAUCAUCAGCAGCAGCAUCACAUGCUUCAGGUGAGUGAUCAUGCAUACGAUGAGACCAGAGAAAUGGAGCCACACGAUGUAUCACCACCUCCAGGAACCGCCUUGGAAUCUGCCAAACCGAAACGCGGCAAGAGAGUGAAAGAUCCAAAGGCGACAACGAAGACCACUGCUAACAAGAGAGGGCCAAAGAAUCCGAGGAAGGUUAAGAAAGAGAACGAGGACGAGUUGACCAAGAUAAUGUUUGUGAAGACGUCCCUUGACUACGGGGAAGAAGAGACAAGCAAGCUUGUCUUAACAGGAUCCAAAUCCGAUUGGAAAAGCCAAGAAAUGGUGGGGCUUAACCAGGUUGUUUACGACGAGACGACAAUGCCACCACCUGUGUGUUCAUGCACAGGAGAUCUCAGGCAAUGCUACAAAUGGGGAAACGGAGGUUGGCAAUCAUCGUGUUGCACAACCACGAUAUCAAUGUAUCCAUUACCAGCACUGCCAAACAAAAGACAUGCUCGAGUUGGUGGAAGGAAGAUGAGCGGAAGCGCGUUCAACAAGCUUCUAAGCCGGCUUGCUGCAGAAGGGCACCAUGAUCUCUCGAACCCGGUUGAUCUCAAGGACCAUUGGGCAAAGCACGGUACAAACCGCUACAUCACGAUCAAAUAAAUAAUGUUUAGGUGUGAGUUGUUCUUAUGUCACGCUACCUGAUUCAAAUAAACUCACCAGGGAAAAAAUUUGUAUGCUAUGUUGUAACUAUGUAAUAGAAAUAAACCUUAGUAACACAUUGAGAUGCCCAAAUGUCUUAUAUUUUGUUGUUUGCUA
Raphanus sativus (radish) is the source of this 2121-nucleotide messenger RNA. RefSeq names its product protein BASIC PENTACYSTEINE6. NCBI's taxonomy places the organism in Eukaryota, Viridiplantae, Streptophyta, Magnoliopsida, Brassicales, Brassicaceae. Gene Ontology annotation, molecular function: DNA-binding transcription factor activity; sequence-specific DNA binding. The transcript has 2 exons. Gene Ontology annotation, cellular component: nucleus. The record is from RefSeq and is a predicted model, not a curated record. Gene Ontology annotation, biological process: response to ethylene. Bases 937 to 1965 code for a protein of 342 amino acids.